GAAACGUUAACGACGAGAAUCGAUAUUUCGCACCAGAGGCUGAUAUCGGACCUGUGCCCCACGCCUCCGUCGUAGCAGCGUGAGUUUCCUAGAGCGCGGGAUCGCAGCAAUUCUGCGCAGGCACCACCGUGGCCUUCCCUAUCUCUCUGCUGGGCCCUCCGUGCGCCGGGAGAACCCGGGUAGUUGGCCUCCAAGAUGGCUUCGUUGUUGGCGGUAAAUUCGGCUGCUAGCCUCUGGGGUCCAUACAAAGACAUCUGGCAAACAGUGGGAAAUGCCAUUUGGAGAAGACAACCUGAAGCUGUACACCUUCUUGACCUGAUUUUAAAGAAACACAAACCUGAUUUCAUCUCAUUAUUCAAGAAUCCAGCCAAAAAUGUUCAGCAGCAUGAGAAGGUUCAGAAGGCAAGUACAGAAGGAGUUGCUAUCCAGGGUCAGCAAGGAACCCGACUUCUUCCUGAGCAGCUCAUUAAAGAAGCCUUCAUCCUGAGUGACCUCUUUGACAUUGGUGAACUAGCCGCUGUAGAACUUCUUUUGGCUGGAGAACACCAGCAGCCUCAUUUUCCAGGCCUCACAAGAGGAUUAGUAGCAGUUCUUUUAUACUGGGACGGAAAGAGAUGCAUUGCAAAUUCCCUCAAAGCCUUGAUACAGUCACGGCGAGGCAAGACAUGGACACUAGAACUCAGUCCUGAGCUGGUGUCCAUGACAACACGUUUUACAGAUGAACUAAUGGAACAGGGAUUGACUCAUAAAAUCCUAUCUCUAGUGUCACAAAUUGAUGUGAACAAUGAGUUUGAGAAACUACAACGGGAGAGAGGCUUGGGCAGUGAAAAACAUCGCAAAGAGGUUUCAGAUCUCAUCAAGGAAUGCCGCCAGUCUUUGGCAGAAAGCCUAUUUUCCUGGACCUGCCAGUCGCCUUUAAGCAAAGAUGAUACUCUGCUCCUUAUUGGCCAUCUAGAAAGAGUCACAGUUGAAGCUUCUGGCUCAUUGGAUAGUGUGAACUUGGCUCUCGUCAUGGCUCUCCUUUACUGCUUUGAUAUCAGUUUCAUAGAGCAGGGUGCAGAAGACCGAGAAGAUAUAAUUCAUCAACUACCGCUGUUAACAGAGAGACAGUAUAUUUCAUCAAUUCACUCUCGCCUUCAAGACUCACAGCCUUGGAAACUACCUGGGCUGAAAGCCACUGUUAGACUUGCCUGGGCAUUGGCAUUGCGGGGGAUAUCCCAACUCUCUGAUGUGCCAGCUCUUGCUGAAUUUACAGAAGCAGAUGAAGCAAUGGCAGAACUUGCAAUUGCAGACAAUAUCUUCCUUUUCCUAACUGAGUCUGUAGUGGGCUCAGAAAACUUCUACCAAGAAGAAUUUUAUAUCCGUAGAAUUCAUAACCUCAUCACAGACUUCCUUGCACUUAUGCCAAUGAAGGUGAAACAGUUGAGAAAUAGAGCAGAUGAAGAUGCUCGAAUGAUUCACAUGAGUUUGCAUUUGGGUAAUGACCUUCCUAUUUCACUUCGGAGAGAUCUGGAACACCUUAUGCUUUUGAUUGCUGAGCUGUAUAAAAAGAACCCUUUUAAUUUGGAGCUUGCUUUGGAAUAUUGGUGUCCUUCAGAACCUCUCCAGACUUCUACUAUCAUGGGAUCUUAUCUAGGGGUAGCUCAUCAGAGACCCCCUCAACGCCAGGUUGUCUUGUCAAAGUUUGUUAGGCAAAUGGGAGACCUACUUCCUCCUACUAUUUAUAUUCCAUAUUUGAAAAUGCUCCAGGGAUUGGCCAGCGGGCCGCAGUGUGCUCAUUACUGCUUCAGUUUGUUGAAAGUCAAUGGCAGUAGUCAUGCUGAAAACAUUCAAGGAGCAGGUGGCAGCCCUGUUUCCUGGGAGCAUUUCUUUCACUCUUUGAUGUUGUAUCAUGAACACUUAAGGAAAGAUCUGCCCAGUGCUGAUAGUGUCCAGUACCGUCAUCUACCUUUGCGAGGCAUCACCCAGAAGGAGCAGGAUGGAUUGAUUUCCUUCUUACAGCUCACAACUACUAUCAUUACCUGGAGUGAAAAUGCUCGUUUGGCUCUCUGUGAGCAUCCUCAGUGGACCCCUGUGGUUGUCAUCCUGGGACUCCUGCAGUGUAGUAUUCCUCCUGUUUUAAAAGCUGAGCUGUUGAAGACACUUACAGCCUUUGGAAAAUCUCCUGAAAUUGCUGCUUCCCUGUGGCAGUCUUUGGAAUAUACACAGAUACUACAGACUGUAAGGAUCCCAAGUCAGAGACAAGCAAUUGGCAUUGAGGUUGAACUAAACGAGAUAGAAUCCAGGUGUGAAGAAUAUCCACUCACAAGGGCCUUUUGUCAGCUGAUUAGCACACUAGUAGAAAGUUCAUUUCCAUCUAACUUGGGGGCUGGACUUCGUCCACCUGGCUUUGAUCCAUAUUUGCAGUUCCUCAGAGAUUCUGUGUUUCUUCGAUUUCGCACUAGAGCUUAUCGCAGAGCAGCUGAAAAGUGGGAAGUAGCUGAGGUGGUGCUGGAGGUGUUUUAUAAGCUGCUUAGAGAUUAUGAACCUCAGCUGGAAGAUUUUGUGGACCAGUUUGUAGAAUUGCGAGGAGAAGAAAUCAUAGCCUAUAAACCUCCAGGAUUUAGUUUGAUGUAUCAUCUUCUGAAUGAGUCACCAAUGCUGGAACUGUCUCUUAGUUUGUUGGAAGAAGGGGUCAAGCAGCUUGAUACCUAUGCACCUUUUCCUGGAAAGAAACAUUUGGAGAAAGCAGUGCAGCACUGCCUCGCUCUUCUCAAUUUGACUCUGCAGAAGGAGAAUCUCUUUAUGGAUCUUCUAAGAGAAAGUCAGCUGGCUCUAAUAGUCACUCCGUUGGAACAGCUAUUACAAGGCAUCAAUCCCCGAACUAAGAAAGCAGAUAAUGUGGUUAAUAUUGCCAGGUACCUCUAUCAUGGCAAUAGCAAUCCGGAACUGGCUUUUGAAAGUGCAAAGAUCCUUUGCUGUAUUUCUUGCAAUUCUAACAUUCAGAUAAAAUUAGUAGGAGAUUUCACACAUGAUCAGAGUGUAAGCCAGAAACUGAUGGCUGGAUUUGUGGAGUGCUUGGAUAGUGAAGAUGCAGAGGAAUUCAUUAAUCCAGAAGAAGAGUUAGAACCUGAUAAGAAGUUAGCACGAAUCCGUCACGAAACAAGAAUCCACAUCUUGAAUCUUCUCAUCACUUCUCUGGAGCGCAACCCACCCAAUCUUGCCUUAUAUCUCCUGGGCUUUGAAUUGAAGAAACCUGUUAGUACUACGAACCUCCAGGAUCCAGGAGUCUUAGGUUGCCCUCGGACUUGUCUUCAUGCCAUAUUAAAUAUCUUGGAGAAAGGAACAGAAGGGAGAACUGGUCCUAUGGCAGUAAAGGAAUCACCUCAACUUGCGGAACUGUGCUACCAGGUUAUUUAUCAGCUGUGUGCAUGCUCAGAUACAUCUGGUCCAACUAUGAGGUAUUUGAGAACCAGCCAAGAUUUUUUGUUUUCUCAGUUGCAGCAUCUACCAUUUUCUAACAGAGAAUAUGAAAUAUCCAUGCUGAAUCAAAUGUCCUGGCUUAUGAAGACUGCCUCAAUAGAGCUAAGAGUAACUUCUCUUAAUCGCCAGCGCUCUCACACUCAAAGACUACUGCACCUGUUGCUAGAUGAUAUGCCCGUCAAACCCUACUCAGCAGAUGGUGAAGGAGGAAUAGAAGAUGAAAAUAGGUCUGUCAGUGGGUUCCUUCACUUUGAUACUGCCACAAAAGUACGUCGAAAAAUACUAAGUAUUUUGGAUUCAAUUGACUUCAGCCAAGAGAUUCCUGAGCCUUUGCAAUUGGAUUUUUUUGAUCGUGCUCAGAUUGAGCAGGUCAUUGCCAACUGUGAACACAAGAAUUUGAGGGGGCAGACAGUUUGCAAUGUUAAGCUUCUUCACAGGGUUCUUGUGGCAGAAGUAAAUGCUCUUCAGGGUAUGGCAGCUAUAGGCCAGAGACCUUUGCUUAUGGAGGAAAUCAGCACUAUUCUACAAUAUGUUGUGGGCAGAAACAAAUUGUUACAGUGCCUUCAUGCAAAACGGCAUGCACUGGAGUCAUGGAGACAGCUGGUAGAAAUUAUUCUAACUGCUUGUCCUCAGGACCUCAUACAGGCAGAGGAUAGGCAAUUGAUUAUUCGUGACCUCUUACAGGAUGUACAUGAUAAGAUACUAGAUGAUGAUGCAGCUCAAGAGUUAAUGCCAGUUGUGGCGGGGGCUGUGUUUACCCUUACAGCUCAUUUGAGCCAGUCUGUACGGACAGAGCAGAAGCAGCCUCAGCCAUCCCCCAUGGCUGCUGCAGGGCCCGGAGAAUCCCAGUUUGUUUCGAUGCUCGAUAGUUCUUUCACCUUGCCGCUUGCUCCGGAGGGCAUUACUGUGGGGUUUGCUUCUAUUGGAGAUUCCUCUCUUCACAUCAUAUUAAAGAAACUCUUAGACUUCAUUUUGAAAACAGGUGGUGGGUUCCAAAGAGUGAGGACGCACUUGUAUGGCUCUUUGCUUUACUAUUUACAGAUGGCCCAGAGGCCAGAUGAACCAGACACUUUAGAAGCAGCUAAGAAGACCAUGUGGGAACAGCUAACAGCACCUGAGGAUGUUUUCAGUAAAUUGCAGCGAGAAAACAUAGCUAUCAUUGAGAGUUAUGGAGCAGCCCUUAUGGAAGUAGUCUGUCGAGAUGCCUGUGAUGGUCAUGAGAUUGGAAGAAUGUUGGCCCUGGCAUUGCUUGACCGGAUUGUUUCUGUAGAUAAACAACAGCAGUGGCUCUUGUAUCUCUCCAACAGUGGUUACUUGAAGGUGCUUGUGGACAGCCUAGUGGAAGAUGACCUCACUCUACAGAGCUUGCUUACUCCCCAACCUCCUCUUUUGAAAGCUCUCUAUACUUAUGAAUCCAAAAUGGCAUUCUUGACAAGAGUGGCCAAAAUACAACAAGGAGCAUUAGAACUGCUGAAGUCUGGUGUGAUUGUGAGACUGGCACAGUGCCAAGUUUAUGACAUGCGUCCAGAGAUAGACCAUCAGGGACUGUUUGGCAUGAGAGACCCUCCCGUAUUCAUUCCUGCUCCUGUGGAUCGAUAUCGCCAGAUUCUUCUGCCUGCUCUCCAGUUAUGUCAGGUCAUCCUCACAUCAAGUAUGGCUCAGCAUUUGCAGGCAGCAGGACAGGUGUUGCAGUUUCUCAUCUCCCACUCUGACACCAUACAAGCAAUACUACGCUGUCAGGAUGUCAGUGCAGGCUCCCUGCAGGAGCUAGCCCUCCUCACAGGAAUUAUCAGCAAAGCUGCAUUGCCCGGGGUGCUAAGUGAACUUGAUGUUGAUGUAACCGAAGGGUCUCUGAUGGAGCUACAGGGUCACAUAGGGCGUUUCCAGCGUCAAUGCUUAGGACUAUUAAGUCGCUUUGGUGGUUCAGACAGAUUGCGGCAAUUUAAAUUUCAAGACGGUGUGGAGGGAGAUAGAGUGAACAAGAGAGAUGAGAUUGAACUGGCUAUGCAACAGAUUUGUGCCAAUGUCAUGGAAUAUUGCCAGUCACUCAUGUUACAGAGUUCUCCUACAUUUCAGCAUGCAGUAUGUCUCUUCACCCCUAGCCUUUCUGAAACCAUUAACAGAGAUGGACCACGACAAGACACUCAAGCACCAGUGGUCCCAUAUUGGCGUCUGCCUGGCUUGGGCAUUAUUGUCUACUUGCUGAAACAAAGUGCCAAUGAUUUCUUCACUUAUUAUGACAGUCAUCGACAGAAUGUCAACAAACUACAGAAUGUAGAACAGCUCCCCCCAGAUGAGAUAAAAGAGUUGUGCCAGUCAGUGAUGCCUGCUGGAGUCGAUAAAAUCUCCACUUCCCAGAAGUACAUCUUGGCAAGACGACGUUUGGUGAAGUUGAUCAACAAUCGAGCCAAAUUGCUUUCCCUUUGUUCUUAUAUUGUAGAGACCUGCUUAUUUAUUUUUUGGCGCCACUUAGAAUACUAUCUGUUACGAUGCACUCCCACUGAUUCCCAAGAUUCUCUACUGACUUCUAGGGCUACGUUUAAAAGUAGGAGGUUACAAGAUGCUUUCACUUCAGAAGCAAACUUGGAUUUCAGAAGUGGGCUGACUCGAGUGAGCCAGCAUGAUAUAGAGCAGCUUCAGAUUGAGGCCAUCAGUGUCUUUGGUGAAUCACUGCAAAAGAAGCUUCUGGAUAUUGAAGGAUUAUACUCCAAAGUUCGAUCCCGCUAUUGUUUCAUACAAGCACUUGUCAGGCGAAUCCGUGGCUUAUUAAGGCUGUCAAGGGGCUGAAAGACUCUUUGUAGUCCUUUCUUCCUGAACAGAUGAAAUGAGGGACACUUUUAAUUUUAGUUUUAUAGACCAGCUAAAUUAUGGCCAAAAAAUAUUUUCAUAUUUUUCUUCUUAUACAAAUAGUUUUUCUGUACAAUUUCCAUCUUGAUUCCCCACUAGUAAAAGUAAAAAUUAAAAAAAAUAAAAUGUUUUUUUUUUUAUUUUAAACAAAUGGAUAUUCCAUCUUUUGAAAAAUGACCCAGUGAAUGAUCCCCUAUUUGGGAGUGGGAGGGCAAAAAAAAUUCUUGGAUCCUAUUCUAUAUGUAAAACAAAAGGUGUAUUAUUGAAACUUCGGAUUUUCCUUACUUUAUCACAGUAAAACUAUGGUGCUGCUGUUUUUCAUGUUCAUUUUUACUCUUGGGGUAGGAAUAUGGAUAAGUAAAUAUAACUCAUUUUGUAAAUUAGGCCUAUUCAGUUUUUUGAGCAGUGUACUAUAGAAAUAGAAAACUGCUCUUUUCCAGUAAUGUUUUGUGGGCUGAAACUAUAAAUUCUGUUACACAUAUAACUGGAGGAAUAACUAUCUGACAAUUGUUUUUCAAAAGUUGUCUUGAUAUUUCCCAAAUCAACUUUAUAUUUUUAUUUCAUAUAUAAUUAACUUGAUGGAAAUGACCAAAAUUUCACAUGAUCAUUGCUCUAUCUAAUUACUCUAUGUCUGGUCACACUUUCUGUCUAGUGAAAGUGCUUCCUUUUUCAUUUCAAUCUUACCAUUCUGGUCUAACACUUCAGAAAUACUGUUGAGAAGAAGCAACAGCUCUUCUAAACUCAGGUAAGCAAAGAAACUGAAAACUUUGCUUUCGAUGUUACAGAUUUUCAUGGUAAUUAAGAAGACAAAAUAACUACAGAAGAUAUUUAUCAAAAUGCCUUUGUUUCUCUCAGAUAGUAUUUUGGAACUGGUUUGGAUACCCAGAAAUGCUGGUAAGAUUUAGAUAGAAAAGAGGGAGACCUUCCAGAUAAUAACACCAGAAGGGUCAAAAGGUCAGAGGUAGUGAGUAUACAGCAUGUUUAGUGACACUGAAUAGACCAGUUUGCCUAGAACCAGAGGGUUUUGUGUAGGAGAGCAGUGGAGAAUAAAACUGGACAUGUAGUGGCUUGGCCCUGGCCUACCCAUCACAGGACAAAGCUGUACAAAAAAUACCAGGAGGAGAGAGGCAUCCUGGGGUGGGGAGUCAAGAAAUCCUUGUUUCAAGUCCUGCCUCAGACAAAUAACGGGUUGUGUAACCUUAGGCAAGUCGCCUCACUUCUCACUGUCCCAGCUAAAACUAAAUCAUAGAAUUGUUGUCGAUCAACAUUGGUAAAGGGCAUUGAAAGAAAAUCUAGAGCAAAAACAAAAACAAAAUUAGGCUAGAUGUGUGGGGACCAAGAAUCCCUUCCUUCACUCAGAAGAACCCUGGUAACAAAUAGGAGUAAUUAAAGGUAGUCUAUUUGAAUAAGAAAGAUGAUUAAAAAUGCCAUUUACAAUAGUGUAUACUUCCCCAUUAGACUUCUGGCAAAGAUACAAUAUUGAAAUAAACCAGAAAAAAGACAGAAAGAAAAGGGAGAAGGGAAAGCAUUUCUUUGUUAGGAGGCCUAGUUUUAUGAGGAAAGUGAAUGAGAGAAGUUUUCCUCUCCAUUCUGACUCCUCCUGCCCUCCCAUGCCUUCUGACUUGGGUUUUAAUUAAGUGUUUUAAUUAAGAUGGUGGAUCUUAAAGUCACUUGACUAGCUCCUUUUAAUUUGAUUCCUUGAGUAUCUGAGGCAAGGGUCAAGAACAUCAUUCCAGGCUAAAAAUAUGUAAAUAGUUAAAACUGAGAGAGAAGAUAACAGGAACCUCAGUAGCCUGUGGCAAUUUUGGUAGUGCAUCAAGCUAUACUACAUCAUGCUUCUGUGUAUCCCUUGGACAUCAGAAGUGGGUUAAAUUCUCUUCUUGUUUCUCAUAUAUAUUUGAUAAGGCAAGGAAGAGUGGAAAAUAUUUUGUAUAUGAAAUUUCAGAAAAGAAAUGGACCAAAGGGAGCAGCUAGAUGGUGCAGUAGAUAGAGCACUGGCCCUGGAUUCAGGAGGACCUGAUUUCAAAUCUGGCCUCAGACACUUAACACUUACUAGCUGUGUGACCCCGGGCAAGUCACUUAACCCCAAUUGCCUUGUCAAAAAAAAAAAAGAAAAGAAAAGAAAAGAAAUGGACCAAAAAAGGUUUUUUUAGAAGGAAGUUUCAAUUAUAUGGCAAUUUCAUGUAUGUACUAUAUUUCCUACUGGUGCUGGAUAAAUGGGGUAUUUGUUAUUACAUUACCAGUGAAUCAUGUAUUGUAAUUUUUUGUCACUUGUUUAAUUUUGUCAUACAGAAGUUAAUUACCUGCUUUUGUAACUUUUGUCUAAGUACUUGAAGACCACAGGUUAAGAUAAGUCUAUUGGCUUUCCCUCUAUGGAAUCUUCAGACUUGACCAGCUUAUCGAUCUCUCAACCAGUUUUAUUGGGAGCCUAAUUCCUAAUACAGCCUGGGUAGCUUGACACACCACACCCUAUGUGGAGAAGAGGGAACUAACUAUAUGUAAUGUCAGUUUGGGUUUGGAUGAGAAGGUCUCAACUCUUCAUUCUGCAUUUAACUCUCUCCAUUAUUUUGCACAGUAGAUAUUGUAAAAUUGUUUAGGUUAUUGACUAUCAACAAAUAAAAUUUCAUUUUCUCUAAUGCCUUAUGGCAGUGUCACUGUGACCUGGGUUCUUGAAAGGCAUGUUAGCCAGGAUUUGGUAGAUUCUACCAAACUGGAGAGGCAUCAGAUCAGGGAGGGAUGCCUUUUAUGGACUGUAUGUCAUUGGAAGGCUGAAUUUUGAGAAACUUCACCAGAGCAGCUAUGUGGUACACUCUAAUAGAGUGGAGAACUUGGAGUCAGGAAGACCUUAGUUCACAUCCUGCCUUUGGCAUUCCCUGGCUGUAUGACCCUCUUGGAGUCCCUUAACCUCUCUGUGCCCCAGUUUCCUCUUUUGUAAGAUGGGGCUAAUAGUACUUCACAGGUUGUUGUGAGGAUCAAAUGAGCUAACACAUGUAAAGUGUUGAAAACCUAAAAGUGCCAUGUAAGUAUUAGCUAUUAUCAUUACCAGAGGGUAGAUACCAGAUGAUGAUUUUUUUUUCUUUGUCCAUGGCAGUGAGGUGAGUAUCUGAGAUGGAAAAGCACUAUGCUAGGCUUUACAGAUACAAAGAUAACUAUUGCAAUAACUUCCUGAUUAGGCUCAAUUUCAGUUUCUCCAAGUCCAUCCUUAACACCACUCUCAAAUAUUCCUAAAGGAUGAAUUCUCUUACCUUGCCACUCCUCUGCUUAGAAAGCUAUAUUGGCUUUCUCUUAUUUCUAGGUGGUAACUGUUUUGUUGUAUGUCAUGGACCCCUUUGGCAAUCUGAUGCAUCCUAUGCACCCCUUCUCAGGAUGUUUUUAAAUGCAUAAAACAGAAUCCAUGGGAUCCAUGCUCAUUUUUGUCUCAGAAUGAGUGCAAAUAGCAACUGUUUUCUGUUCUGGCCAGAAACUCUGAGGGUAUUCCCCUCCCAUAUCGAUUCUUUUGGCAAGGCAAACCAGGCCAUCUUUUGUCUCAGUUCUUACUUAGCCUUUAAUCACUGAGACUUGGAAAGACCUUAGCUUAAAUAGGCCAAGGUCUUCCACUGCAUCCUGGGCCAUCACCAGUUGUCUUGACUUAUGCCUUGCCACUGGACUCCAAUGCUUCUGGAAGAGAGAGUGUGGCUGAUGAUUUUGCACAGCUCUUUGUCACUUGAAUCCAGUUCACUUGCUAGUCAACACGUCACUCUGCUAAUGUCAUUGGUCCUCUUUGAGGACAAACCACAACAAGAGCUAGAAGGGUCUUCAGAAGCUAGUCCAACCCCCUCAUGUAGGGGAGACUGAGGAGAGGGGAGGUUAAGUGAUUUGUCUGGAGUCCCACAGGCAUUAAGUGGCAGAGGCAGGUUGGAAUUCUGGUCCUCGGAUUCUAAAUCCAUUGCUCUUUCUGCUGUGUCACUUCGGCCUGCCUCCCUUACCUUUAAAGCCCCUCACCAUACAAUUCCCGCUUACCUUUCUAGGGUUAGUGCGUGUGACUUUGGUUUCAUGAAUUCUGCCUUCCAGGAAAACUGACUAGUAUUCUCUUUCCUGUACAUAACAUUCCAUCUCUUGUCUCUUUGACCUUGUACUAGCUCAUACUGCAUCAUGCCUGCAUUCAGUCUUCUUGAAUCCAUAACUUUCUUCAAAGCUUAAUUCCAAGUCCCCCCUUCUAACAAGAAUACUGUCUAGAUUAUCCUCUCCCUGCAAAAGAAAUUAUUUUGUAUUACAAUAUACAUAUUUAUAUAUAUACAUAUACAUGCAUGCAUAUUUUCAUAUUUAUCUUUGCCCAUGAUUUACUUUAUUGGAAUAUAAAUUCCUGCAAGGCAUGGAUUUUUUUUUGGGGGGGGGUGUGCUUUUGUGUCUCUAGCACCUAGCACAGUGCCUGACAACAAGUUUAAUAAAUGCUUAUCAAACGAAUGAAUAAGAAACAGACUGUGCUCUCAAGAAGCUUAAAGCCAAAUGGGGUGAAAGGCAUACACAGAUAACUAGCAUACGAGGAGAAUGUAAUAAAUGCAAGGACAGGGCCUCAGGAAAACUGGUCAUCUAUACCAGUGGGGUCAAACUCAAAUGGAGGUGAGGACUAAUUCAUACAGAAGGAUCCCUGGGAGCCACAUAUUGGCUUAGUUUUAAAAUGUAAUAUUACCUAUAUAUAUAUAUAUAUUUUUUUUCUUUUGUUAAAUAUUUCCCAAUUACAUUAUAAUCUGGUUCUUCUGGGGCCCUGCAUGGAUGUGCAUGUUUGACAUCUCCACUCUUAUAGUACAGAGGGUUGGAGUCGGCUUCAGGAGCACUCACACUAGUAGUAGAUGAUACCCUAUUUUUUGUAGUGUAUUGACUUGUUAUAAUGUUAGAUGUGCCUUUAUCCCCAUUUCUGGUCUAUUGACAUUUGACUUUUAAAGACUAAUGAAUCAGAAUGGCAUUUUAGUCUAGAGGAAAUGGCUAUCACCUCUCUGGAUCAGUUAUCUCAUGUGUAAAAUGAAAGAGAUGAGAUGAUCUCCCAAAUCCUCUAGGUCUAAAAGUGUCUAAUUUUAAUAAACAUCCUUUCAGAAUUUGAUUGCCAGGAACUUGUGGUUUGAGGUUACCACUAGAUGGUGCUAUUUGAGUAGCCUUAGCUCAGCAGUUAUUUCUUUGGAAUCAAAAUUUUGAGAAUCCCCAGAGAUUGAUUGUUUGUGUGUAUGUAUGCAUAUGUGUGUAUGUGUAUGUAUAUAUGCACACAUAUACAUAACCAAUAAGAAAGUUAUAGAAUUUUAGACCUGGGUAGAAUCUGAGAGAUGUAAUACUGGUGUACUAGCUUAAUUUAUAGUUCUCUUCGAUGAUAAUUCUCUGCUUUCGGGAUCCUAUCUCUUUAUAGUAUAGUGGCUAGUUUCUGUUGUUGACUGCUACUUUCUCUUCAGUGAUGAUACUUACGGUAUCUAGAAUUCACUUUUUACUGGUGCUUAGCUACAAAUGCCUUGGUGAUUGAUCAGUACUUCAGAAUGAGAGAAUGUCCAUUAUCUUACUUGCUCUCAUGUUGAUUUUGUUUCAAUUGAUGCAUACAGACAAUAAA
Dromiciops gliroides (monito del monte) is the source of this 11878-nucleotide messenger RNA. RefSeq names its product nucleoporin 205 (gene NUP205). Gene Ontology annotation, biological process: nuclear pore organization. Gene Ontology annotation, molecular function: structural constituent of nuclear pore. The record is from RefSeq and is a predicted model, not a curated record. The transcript is spliced from 43 exons. Gene Ontology annotation, cellular component: nuclear pore inner ring; nuclear pore. Bases 196 to 6249 code for a protein of 2017 amino acids. NCBI's taxonomy places the organism in Eukaryota, Metazoa, Chordata, Mammalia, Microbiotheria, Microbiotheriidae.